This is a messenger RNA of Pisolithus orientalis, 3839 nucleotides long. RefSeq lists its product as uncharacterized. Gene Ontology annotation, biological process: phosphatidylinositol dephosphorylation. Gene Ontology annotation, molecular function: phosphatidylinositol-4,5-bisphosphate 5-phosphatase activity; protein binding. The transcript is spliced from 12 exons. The record is from RefSeq and is a predicted model, not a curated record. Bases 66 to 3650 code for a protein of 1194 amino acids. NCBI's taxonomy places the organism in Eukaryota, Fungi, Basidiomycota, Agaricomycetes, Boletales, Pisolithaceae.
GAGGAUGACCCCACUUUGUGUUAUAUUAGCAACGGCGACGGUGUCGGUCAACCAUUCAUGACGGGAUGGCAGACAAUUCCGAAAUCGAGUCCGCACCGACGCUGUCUAUCAAGAGUCUGAAAUCGAGAUUCGAGCAGUUGGCACAGGAAAAUGCAGUCUCAUUGGUCUCCCCGUCCAUGUCGCAAAGUAGCAACCAGACGCUCUUGACUCCAGACCCGCCCACCCAUCGGACGCGGGCGUCAGUGGGGGGCGACGAGCGACCCAGCCAGUCUGAAGCGAGAGCACUGCGCACAUCGAUAUCCGCGUCAGACAUGAAAAAGGUGACCAGACGUGCACCUCCGCCUCCGCCCCCGUCUCGUGGCAGGAAACCCUCGCCGGCUGUGUCCCCACUCCUGCGUCCAGUACCCAUCCCGGCUACCCGCCCAGGACAGACACCACAGGCUUCGCAGGACAGCGACGUCGGCGACGACCUUCCUCUUCAGGGAACGGUCGCUUCGCUUCGCAGCCGCCUUUCGUCAUCUGCCGCGGUUGUUGCGUCCUCACCGCCGCGACCAACAACCCCAAAACCCUUGCCACGUCCGGCAGGGUCGACGUCACAUAAUGACUCGUCUGUACAUGAGUUCACCCCCUCCCUCGUUCCAGUCCGUCAUACAAUGUCUGACCGCUCACCAUCUGUAUCCUCGGUGACACUGGAAAGUCCAGACGAUACCUUGGAGCUGGGACUUGUGAUGAAUGCUUCAACUCGCACGGGCAGCGUCGCCUCGCUUCGUGAUCGUUUCACGGCUAUGAGUAUACCUACUUCUGCGACACCAAAGCCGCUCGUACGUGAAGAUCGUCAAGCGUGGCAUAGCGAACCAAACAUUCUAGCACCCACCAAUCCUCCACCCACGCUUCUCACCCGACGCCCGCCCCCGCCCCCACCUACCGGCCCAACACUCUUCCAAACCGAAGACGAUUCGCAAUCAGCUUGUAUCUCAUCGCACAGCCCAUUCUCAGAUGACGAAUCUAUAUUAUCCGAAAUUACACCGCCCCUCAAACUUCCACCUCCACCUGCCAUACCACCACGGAAGACGAACAGUUCGCCGAGAGCGUCGAAUGGUGCAAGUGAUCACGCCCGCAAAUUAUCUGAUGUUAGCAGUUCGAGCGACGGCUUUCCACCGUCGCCGAAACCGAAACCACCACCACGUCCGGGCGCACGUCUACCUCCUCGGACAAAUGGUAUCCCUCACGGAGCUCCUGUAGCUUCUUCCCCAAUAUCGUUACUCCCACCACCUCUCCCAUCGCGACGCGUGACGCCAGAUGAGGUUCCAGAUAUUCAAUCUUUUGCACCGCCUCUUCCUGCACGAAGUGCACAUGCCGCUCCAUCUGGGAACGUCGCUGACCCUGCAUGUGAGCGCAAGCUUCUCGGUAAUAACAAACUUCUGCCCCCACCGACACGACAAAUCGGCCUGGGCGAUAAGCUCCCACCCGUACGUCGACCCCCUACUCCCUCCUCAGACGAGGAAUCCGGAGAAGAUGACGACCCGCGCGACUCGAGUCGUUCGUCACGGCGCCCACCUUCGUUAUCUUGUUUCGUUUACCCAGCAUCUAGGAUCCAAGUUCCUGCGCAUUCGGGACAAGUUGCAAUCGCGUUGCCGAGUGCGGUCAUUGCAACACACCACCACAUCAAAUACUACGAUUUAUCAUGUAGCGACGUUCCACUAUGGACGAUCGAUACCCGAGAGGCAGGUUUGCGCGAAGCCAAAGUGACGUGUCUAGAGUUUAAGCCUACAGCUGCGGAGGGCCACUUAUUCGAGGUGGAUGUCGGUGUGGGAUCGGUGACGGCGACUAAGUUUGGGGUGCAUGCAUGUCAGGUGACACACAUGUUUAGGUAUGGGAGGAUGAUGGUGACGGUGGACGAUGCGGGCAAGAUGAUGGUUUUCGAUCCAGACUCAGACGUUGGCAUGGCCGCAGGGAUGGGCGAGGAAGACGUGAGUCUUGUGUACACCCAACCACGGGUGUACCGUACCGCGGAAAAGCAGGAUUUUGUGAAGAUGUUGGGUGGGUUACUCUGGACCUCUGUCCGCACGGAGAUGAAUGGUACUGGGACGGCGUCCGUUCCAGUCAUCAGGAUAUACGAUCCGUUCGUCCCGGGCAGUGUUGCACGAUGUGUCAUGCCCACGCAGCGUGUGGGCGCAGUGAUCGUCUACCUAGGUCACGAAGGCGGGUUUAUCUCAGUGUGGAAUAUUGACACACCCGGUGGAACCCCAGAGUGCGUAGAAGUGAUGAAGGUAUCCGCUUCGGACGUGUUGUGCUUGGAAGGCGUGAACGAUCGGUUAUGGGCAGGUGGAAGGAAAGGUACGGUUUCGGCGUAUGAUGUGAGUCCUCGACCCUGGGUCGUGACGAAUUGUUGGGAAGCCCAUGAUGGACUUCCCGUCUUGAAAUUGUUCGUGGAUCCGUCCGCGAUCGAGAGGGUGGGAAGGUUGUGUGUAGCGAGCGUUGGACGGGACGAGCGUAUGAGAUUUUGGGAUGGGUUGUUGGGGAGUGAUUGGGUGGGUCAGGAAUUGCUCAAGCGAGAACACGCUUUUAGCAAGUUCAGGAACCUUAACGUGCUCAUCGUCUCUUGGAACUCGACCGACGCAGAGAACGCCCAGUUCUUCCAGAAAGUGUUCCAAAGCUCUGAUGGCCCCGACAUCAUCGCGUUCGGGUUCCAAGAAGUCAUUGAUUUGGAGAGUCGGAAGAUGGCCGCUAAAACUGUUCUUCUGGGAGGAAAGAAGAAAGGCGAGGACGGUAAGAUCUCUGAAAAGGUGUCGUCGUCGUAUAAGAGGUGGCAUGAUCGGUUGGUUAUGGCUGUUAAGAUGGCUAUGCCACCAGAUUCGCCGUAUACGGUCAUCCAUACGGAGAGCCUGGUCGGAUUGUUCACGUGCAUAUUUGUGAAGAAUGCGCAGAGGGCGUCGGUGAAAGAUGUUGCCAUUACUACCAUCAAGCGUGGGAUGGGUGGUAGGUAUGGGAAUAAGGGAGCGAUCGUCGCGCGGCUCGUUGUGGACAACUCGUCUAUAUGCUUUAUUAACUGUCACUUGGCUGCUGGUCAGGGACAUGUACGCCAACGGAAUGCGGACGUGGCGGCUGUGUUGGAGGAGAAAUCAUUAUUUCCACCAUCUGACGCCGUUGAGGAGUACAUUGAUUUUGUCGGCGGUGGAGACGGGUCGAUGGUUUUAGACCAUGAAAUUGUCUUCCUCAACGGGGAUAUGAACUACCGCAUCGACCAGCGUCGGGAAACCUCCGGAGAGCUGGAGUUGCUGUUCCCACACGAUCAGUUGUUGAGAGAAAUGAAACAUAAUCAAGGGUUCCGACUACGCGCGUUCCAGGAGGGGCCAUUGAUGUUCGCGCCGACAUAUAAAUACGACCGACGAUCCAACGAAUUCGACACUUCCGAGAAACGACGUACGCCCGCAUGGUGCGAUCUCCAGCUCAACUAUCAACGGUACGAAGCGAAUGUAUCCGACCACCGACCUAUUUCUGCCGCAUUCAAGGUGACGAUUAAGUCUGUGAGACAGGAUGUGAGGGCGAGGGAGAAGAUGGAGGUGGGGAAGAGGUGGACGGAGAUGGAGAUGGAAUUGUUGGAGAGUGCGAGAGAAUUUUAUGUGCAGCAGGCUAGGACGUUGAUAUAACGGCCACUGAGCGCUGAGCAUUGGACGAGAAGAUUAUGUGCAAUGUUACAUUAUACCUGUGGAGAGUAAUGUGGGGCUAAGGUCGAUACUGGUAGAUAUGUUAGCAUCUGUAUGUAGCGCAUGGACUUCUUGUUUGUUCAAAGCAUCGUCGGGACUAGGGAAGGAACGAUUGUAAUCUUUGGUUUGCGG